Messenger RNA from Mytilinidion resinicola, 1591 nucleotides. Its product is annotated as DNA-directed RNA polymerase subunit D. Bases 169 to 1170 code for a protein of 333 amino acids. Gene Ontology annotation, cellular component: RNA polymerase II, core complex. Gene Ontology annotation, molecular function: protein dimerization activity; DNA-directed RNA polymerase activity. The transcript has 3 exons. Lineage: Eukaryota; Fungi; Ascomycota; Dothideomycetes; Mytilinidiales; Mytilinidiaceae. The record is from RefSeq and is a predicted model, not a curated record. Gene Ontology annotation, biological process: DNA-templated transcription.
CCUCACACAGCCUCACCUCCGCCUUCCACCUCAGCUGCGUCCGCACCGGGAGCUAACACGUGCUUACGCGAUCGGCUGAGCACUUUCAGUGUCUGCCCAAAACACCAACCUCAGUCCACGGUCCCGCCUCCUUUGUCCCCGUGCGUGUCUCUCACCUCCGCCGCCAUCAUGGACCCCUACGACAUGGAAGGCGGCGCAAUCAACGUGCGAUUCCUUAAUGCCGACAGCACACGCGCCAACUUCCUGAUCCAGAACUUCGACCUCGCCACGGCCAACUCGCUGCGGCGGGUUAUGCUCGCCGAAGUUCCCACUAUAGCCAUCGAUGUCGUCGAGGUCCUUGACAACACCUCCGUCCUUGCCGACGAGUUCAUCUGCCACCGCCUCGGACUGAUUCCACUAAAUAGCACCAACGUCGACGACCUUCUGGCCUCGCGCGACUGCGACUGCGAUGGUUACUGCGAGCUAUGCAGCGUCGUUCUCAUGCUCGACGCGAAGUGUACUGGAAAUGACAUAAUGAAGGUGUAUGCGCGCGACUUGGUGGUCUCGGAGGGCCGACCAAAUGAAGAGAUUGGCCUACCAGUCAUCACGGACCCAGAUGGACUAGGAAGCAUAAUCGUGAAGCUGAGGAGAGGCCAGAGCAUCAAGAUGAAGUGUGUUGCCAAGAAAGGGAUUGCGAAGGAGCACGCGAAGUGGGCGCCCAGUGCGGCAAUCGGGUUUGAGUACGACCCGAACAACAAGCUGCGACAUCUGGAUUACUGGUUUGAGGAAGAUCCGAUAAAGGAGUGGCCCAAAAACGAGGAGAACGCAAACAUCGAUGGCAUCCCGCAAGAGGGCGAGCCGUUCGAUUACGACGCUGUCCCCACCCGUUUCUUCUUCGAUGUAGAAACAGUCGGUGGCCUUGAGCCUGACCAGAUUGUACUCCAGGGCAUCAAAGUCCUACAGCGCAAACUUGCCGGCAUAAUCGGUGAUCUUACUGGUACAGAAGAGACGAAUGGUGUGGACGGCUAUGGCGGUGGCCAAAGUCCGCAGAUGAAUGGCGGGCAGGGCUAUGGAGCUCCGGAACAGGGCUACACGACGCCGUAUGGUAACACGAGCACAUGGGGUGGUGGCGGAGGUACCACGCCGUAUGGCGCGACGCCGUAUGGUGGCGGCGGUGGGAAUCCGUGGUGAGGCGUGGUUCAUGCAGCGACCAUCACACAUUUGCACAUCUGUAUAUUGCGCUACAUCCUAGGCUUCCUAGAGACUGGGCCUUCGGUUUGGACGGACCCUAGCGGGUUUUACUCACAACACUUAUGGCGAGGAUUCUUUUUCGGCGUUUAGAGGUGGCAGUCACCAAAAGAGUGCAUCCUAAGGCGUUCACUGGAGUCACGGAACGUGCCCCAGGUAGUCGAGUAUGGCGUGGCUCAAGGGGCCAAGUUAGGUUUGAAUGCUCCCAAAAGUCUUUCAGCCUCCACCUAGUCUAAUAUUAAGAGAGACUAAACUCAAAUCGAAUUAGAUCAUAUUCGUUGAAGUUCCCUCACAGUAUCUCCCACCUCCAGAAUGCUAUCCGAUCGAAUGUCUCAAAAGUCUUCGUCGCGGCUUUCACCCGAAC